AAUCCCCACACUUUCCGCCAUUUCAACCAACCAUCUCCUCCCUCAAACUUCAAAAUUUUCAGCCAUUUCGUAGCGAUAUUUUAUGUGAUACUGUUUAUUCCGUAAUUAAUCAUUCAUCGAAGGUGAAUUUUCAGAGAAUUUGAACUGAGAAGAUGCAGGCGAGCUCUGCAAUAUCGCUCUCCCCCAGCUUCAACACCUAUUCCAACACUAAACUCGCCGAAAUCGCCGCGCGCGUCGUCGACGAGCUCGCCUCUCACGAAAUCUACGACGACGAGUUUUACUUCGAGCAUAUCUCGCCAAAUCGACGAUCUGAUUCUGAGGAGUUUGCGAAUUCUGAUUUCGUGAAGAAUAGCGUUGAGGAAGGAGAUUCUGAUUAUGUAGAAAAUCAAAAUCGCGUCGACGACGACGACGAAUUCGAGUUCGCUUUCGUGACGGCGAGAGAUUCCGAUCCGCCUUCUCCGAUCUCCGCCGACGAGAUCUUCCACAACGGCCAGAUUCGACCGGUCUACCCGGUUUUCAACGGAGAUUUGUACGGUACCGAAUUUCCGCGGGAAAAUCGGAAGGAAUUAGGCGAGAAUGCUCCGACGAUUCGGCUGCCGCUGCGGAAACUGUUUAACGAGGAGCGAGAAACGCCGAUGACGAUGAAUACGACGUCGUCGUGCUCGUCGUCGGACGCGGACGAGCUGGACGGAGUUCCGGCGGACUCGUACUGCGUGUGGCGGCCGCCGAACAAGGCGGAGGCGGAGGCGCGGUGCAAAAAGAGCAGCUCCACGGGAUCGAAUUCGAAGCGGUGGAAAUUCAAGGUGAAGGAUUUGCUGAAUCGGAGCCGGAGCGAGGGGAGUAAGGAUGAUUUCAGCGUAUUGAAUUCGAAUUCGAGAAAGAAACAGAGUGAAGACAGAGGCAAAGUGGCGCCGGUGACGGUGAGCGGCGGUGGAAAGGUUAAAUCCGCGGCGGCGCCACCGCUUCCGCCGCUGCCGGUGCACGGCGGCGAGAAGCGGCGCUCGUAUUUGCCGUAUAAACAGGAUUUAGUAGGGCUUUUCGCCAAUGUAAAUGGAUUCAGUAAGAAUUUGCAGCCGUUUUGAAUUUUGAUUGCUUUUUUAAAAAAAAUAAUUUUAUAUACAGAUUAGUAUAUUUAUUUGUUAAUCAAUGGGGAUUUUCUUUUCCUUUUUUUGAUGUGAAUUGCUAAUAUCAUCUUUCCUUUUCAUAAUAUGUAAUGCGAAAACGACUCCAUUUUUAUUUUACUUUUACUUUUUGGUUAAUUCUAUUGUUAUCUUUUAUAACAUCAUUUCUCAUAAAUAGUGUAAAUGCGAAUUUUUGUGA
Salvia hispanica is the source of this 1320-nucleotide messenger RNA. RefSeq names its product membrane-associated kinase regulator, putative (DUF1645). The record is from RefSeq and is a predicted model, not a curated record. Lineage: Eukaryota; Viridiplantae; Streptophyta; Magnoliopsida; Lamiales; Lamiaceae.